This is a messenger RNA of Ustilaginoidea virens, 1599 nucleotides long. RefSeq lists its product as uncharacterized. Bases 1 to 1599 code for a protein of 532 amino acids. The record is from RefSeq and is a predicted model, not a curated record. Lineage: Eukaryota; Fungi; Ascomycota; Sordariomycetes; Hypocreales; Clavicipitaceae. Gene Ontology annotation, molecular function: oxidoreductase activity, acting on paired donors, with incorporation or reduction of molecular oxygen; monooxygenase activity; heme binding. The transcript is spliced from 6 exons.
AUGGGAGCGGUCUCCGCACCCAUCUUGGCAGCCUUGGCCGGCAUCUCGGCCCAUUUGUUCGUCUUUCGCAUUGGGGAAUGGGACGUGGCGUCGCCCUCCAUCCUCACCAGUCACCUCGCCGUCUUCAUCGCCACGGGCUGGGCCUCCCACACGCUGUACGGGGCAUCCAUCGCCAGCGCCUCUCGAUGUAUCGGCAGCUACAUUGCAGGCCUGUACCUGAGCAUGGCGCUGUAUCGGCUCUGCUUCCACCGGCUUCGCAACUAUCCCGGUCCGUUCUGGGCCAGGCUUUCAAACCUGUACAUCACCGCCUUGUCUGCCAAAAAACUACGCUUGUUUGAGGUUGUUCAGAAGCUGCACAACGAGUACGGCGACUUUGUACGUCUCGGUCCAUCGGAACUGUCCAUUACGCAUCCGGACGCAGUGCGCGCAAUCUACAGCUCUCAGUCUCCCACCGUCAAAGGGCCAUUCUAUAGCCUCUUGGAGCCUCGCACUCCACUGUUUACGGUUCGUGACAAGCGAGAACAUGCGCGGCGGCGCAAAGUUUGGGACCAAGGAUUCACCACUAAAGCCCUCCACGAUUACAACUAUCGCAUCACCAAAGCCAUCUUGGACGUGAUGACCGUCCUCGACAGAGAGCACGACAAACCCGUCGACAUCACGAAAUGGUUCAGCUUCUUCGCCUUUGACAUCAUGGAAGACCUGGCCUUUAACCAAAACUCCAACCUGGUCCGCGACGGUCGAGAAAAGUUCAUUUUCAAGACUAUGCGCCAGGACUCGAUGGGCAUUGCCCUCCUCUCACACCUCCUGUGGCUCCUGCCCCUUCUCAAACGGACGCCAAUCUUGAACAGAAACUAUCUGCAGUUUUGGAAAUGGAUCCAGGACAAGAUUGACGAGCGAACCAACAAUCAGCCUGACCAACCCGAUAUAUUUUCCUGGAUCCUGGCCGACUUUGAAAAAGGACCCAAGACGCGGCGUGAUCGUUGGAACCUGCACGGCGACGCUCAACUCAUCGUUGUUGCGGGAAGCGAUACGACGUCCACCACGCUCACACACCUGUUUUUCGAACUUGCUGGCCAUGCCGAGCUGCUCAAGAACCUGCAGCGCGAGUUUGACGCUCUGCCAGACCUGUCGAACGAGAGCCUGAGCACGGUUGUCCUCUUGGAGGCCGUCAUUCAGGAGACGCUGCGGCUGCAUCCGGCUGUGCCUUCUGGGACACAGCGACUUACACCGCCUGAAGGCUUGCAGAUUGGCGAUCAUCACGUCCCGGGAAACACGAUCGUGCAGGUGCCUUCCUAUACCAUCUUUAGAGACGCUCGGUUCUUUGACGAGCCGAAUGAGUUUAUCCCGGAGCGCUGGACUACAAGGCCGGAGCUGGUCAGGGACAGCUCGGUGUUUAUACCGUUUAACAUAGGACCAUAUAGCUGUGUCGGUAAAAGACUGGCCAUGCUGGAGCUUCGUCGGACGACGGCGGAGAUACUGUCGCGGUACGACGUGCGCAUGGCGCCAGGCCAGACCAAGGAGGCGUUUCUAGAGGAGAAGAAGGACACUUUUACCGUCAUUUUACCGCCGUUGAAUCUGAUUUUUACGCCGCGGUCAUAG